CAGCUUUUCGAUAGAGUGUCCACAUUCCCAGUCGCGCCACUUCAUUGCAUCUCACCAUCUUCGUACGCGACACUCAUUUCUUCAUCUCAACUUGGAGCCUUCUUUCACAUCUGAUCAUUUCCGGUAUUACGACAUUUCGCCCGAGUGGCUGUCCACAACGCCUCAAUCGGCAAUUCAAAACGAAAAUCGCGAGACACAUCGCUGCGACCAUCUCCAUCCGCUCGAUCACUCAAAACAUUAGGACUUUAAUUGCGCUGGUCUCAUAACAAUUUUCUGCCCAAUAUGAGAUUACGACAUGCCUCCGCGCUCCUCCUCUGCCUUGCUCCAUCACUCAUUCUCGCCGAUGAAGUUCUAAACGAAGCACACAGAAAGCAGGCCGAGAGGCGGGAUACAGCGGCAGAACAAAUCGGCCCGUCUAUCGCAAAUGAUGUGCAAGCCAUCGUUCCCGACGCUGCAGGUGCUGCAGUAAUUCAGCCGGUUGAUGCACGCGAUGCCAAAGCUCAAGUCGACCCGCUGGCCAAUCUGGAGAAGAUUCCUGGCAAGAUCGGAGAGGCCGGUGCGGCGGCUGUAAACGCGUUGCCGAAGACUUUUGAAGAGCUUGGAAAUAAUGCCAAGGAUGUCGCAGGUAAAUCAGUCGAAGAGCUCGGAAAUAAGGCCAAGGACGUUUCGGGCAAGAUUGUGAAUGCUGUGAAGGAAGAGGUCAAGACGAAUAAGAUGUCACAGGAGCUGAAGGAUAUACCACCACCGCCACUAGUCGAGCAAAGUUCGCAAAACCAGAUUGCGACAGGAUACGGCUCCAAGAAUGUGGAGGACGUGAAGCCAGCAGAUAGUGCGAAGAAGGGUGCAGCAGCCAGCGACAGUGAAUCAGACUCGCAACAGUCUGCGAACGCACCAGAGGUCCAGAACGCUGGUCGCAGAAACGGUGCUCCCGUUGCAGACUCGGUCGAUCGCAGUAAAUGGCUGGUGAAAACUAUGCCUGAUACUGAGGGCAAGACGAACCUCAAUCCCCCAAAGUCAAAACCGAAGAGCAGCGGAGGUCAACAAUCAAGCACCACCACAACGACCACCACCACGAAGACCUCUGAUGACGAUCAUUCUAACGACGACCAUGAGACCUGGCAUGAGAUCUUCCAUUCCUUUGUUCUAUCGUUCGCCAUGAUCAUUUUCAGUGAAAUCGGAGACAAAACAUUCCUCGUUGCGGCCUUGAUGGCGAUGCGCCACACGCGCUUACUAGUCUUCUCGGCCGCUCUCAGUGCUUUGAUUGCCAUGACGGUACUCUCUGCAGUCCUCGGCCACGCUUUCCCGACAUUACUGCCGAAGCGCCUCACCACCUUUGCAGCAGCCAUUCUUUUCUUCGUUUUCGGCGCGAAGAGCCUUUACGAAGGUCUUAAUAUGCCGCGCGAUGCUGGCAUCGGCGAAGAAAUGCGGGAAGUCGAGGCCGAAUUGGAAGAGAAGGAGCUCGACAUGCGGUCCCGAGGAAAAGGCGACGACGAUUCCGAUUCCGAUUCCGAUUCCGCCGGGAACGACCCUUACCUUCUUGAGUCUGGCCGCCGGUCCGCCAACUCGAACUUCGCACCGCGCAUCAACCGACCAGGUCUCGGACGACACGCCAUCAACGGCGGCCUUGGUGCUCGCAAGCGGAAAAGCCCUGCUUCAGCCGCUACCACGAUCGCUGGCCUUACGAAUCUUUUCAGCCUCAUGCUUAGCCCGGCGUGGGUGCAGACUUUCAUUAUGACUUUCUUAGGUGAAUGGGGCGAUCGGUCGCAGAUUGCUACGAUCGCUAUGGCUGCUGGACAGGACUAUUGGUGGGUUUGCGCUGGAAGCAUUGUCGGCCAUGCAUGUUGCACAGGUCUUGCUGUCAUCGGAGGCCGCGCUUUGGCCGGCCGGGUCAGCAUGCGGAUGGUCACCAUCGGCGGCGCUGUCGCAUUCCUGGCCUUCGGCUUCAUCUACCUGUACGAGUGCAUUCACGAAUAGUUCCUCUACUUCUUGCCCGAAUCCUUUUCUCCGCCACAGGCAGGAACGCAUGUCAUACCAUACCAUCAGGGUUUCUCGGUGUAUCGCCUUCACGAAACUAUGUGAGAGAGAGACGGCGACGACAUCUGGCAAUGUAUUGUUAAUAUCUUCUGUUUCUUUUUCCGACCAUUGUCACCUUCACAUCCCGCUUGGGGCUGUUACUCUCCGCAUUUUUGUCUUACUGUAGUAUCAAACUUCAUUUGAGUAUGUAUACAAACAUGUUGAAGUCAGACUCUAUACGCACGCUGUAUCAACAUUGAGAAUCGAAAUGAAUGAC
Molecule: messenger RNA, 2290 nt
Organism: Dissoconium aciculare CBS 342.82
Lineage: Eukaryota; Fungi; Ascomycota; Dothideomycetes; Mycosphaerellales; Dissoconiaceae
Product: UPF0016-domain-containing protein
Exons: 2
Coding region: 283-1974 (563 amino acids)
Biological process (GO): manganese ion transmembrane transport; Golgi calcium ion homeostasis; Golgi calcium ion transport
Cellular component (GO): fungal-type vacuole membrane; Golgi apparatus
Molecular function (GO): manganese ion transmembrane transporter activity; calcium ion transmembrane transporter activity
Source: RefSeq, a predicted model, not a curated record